GGCAAGAUGAACAAGGGAGAAUCGGAAAGUGAAGAUUAUUCUGAAUUUUCUGGGAUGUCGGCUUCACAAUGUACAAUGCACACUUAAAGAACUGUAUCUCGCUAUCAUUAGCCUUUGGGGGGGAGAGAACCUAAUUGAAGAGCAUACCGAUCAAUGCAGUAUCACAAUUAUGAGCGACGCCAGGAUCCAAAAGGAAAAAAUAAACUUGAGUUCGUGUCAAAAAUAUUUUCCACGAAAAAGAAGAUAAAAAGAGUGAAAACCCCACAUCCAAAGAGAGUGCAUCAUGUACGAACAUAUUCACCUCAACAUAAGGGAGAAAAACUUUUUGUUUUCACAGACAAUGAGGCAGCAUACCAAAUUAAAGAUUCAAUGGAAGAUGAACAGUACACAGACAGACCCCAGUACAAUGUCUUGUUCGUGGAGAGCCCUUUGGUGCAUCAGCAAGGUGACCAUUUUAAACCGGACGUCCAGUUUAACAGCACUGUUCCGGGAUCCAAUAAGAUUAACGCAAGCGACAAGGCCAAAGUAAUUGAAGAGAUGCAAAAGAAUCCAACAUAUUUUGAAGUGGUGAAGAUGGAAGACAAGGGUACUGACCCAUGGGAAGCAAUGAGCCAAGUUGAGCAUAAAGUCAUGGUGGACAAGGGCACUGACGCUGUACAUCCAACUGAAUGCAAGUUGUUGUCUUGUGAAAAAGAUAAGGAAAAACUUAAAAACCAACUGCAUGACAAAGAAAAAAUAGUAAAGUCCAGUUUGGAGGAGGGUGGAAUCUUGUUGGAAGACAUUGAGAGAUUGAAAAAGCUCUUGUCGAAUUCUGGAAAAAUAGCAGAGAUUAUUGGAGCAAAAGUUAAAUGCAAACAAGAGUCUCCAGCUGAUUUCAUUCACCUCAGUCGGAUUUUUGUGAUUGAGUUAGGAAAAUACAUCGUAGCUCUGCAAAAACAAACAGAUACUGAGCUGCAAAAAGUGAAAUGGGAACUGAACUCAUUCAAGAAAGAGAAAACUGAAAAGGAAGGAAAAUUAAAAAGCCUUGAACGAAAACUUGAAGCCCAAACAGCAAAAGCCAAUCAAGAAGAACAGGAUCACGUUCUGCUACAAUCCAAAAUUGGAAAACUCCAAGAUGCCAUUGAUGCUGGAAAGAAGAUUUUGAAAGAGACGGAGAAAAGUUGUAAAACUAAAGUAGAAAAGUUAGAGAAUGAACUAACAGCUAAGAGGCAGUCAGCUAUUCAACUUAGUCAAGUUUUGGACGAGAAGUCUCGCUUUAUAACGCAACUAGAAGGAAAAGUAGAACUGCUGCAGAACACUGCAGAUGCUGCAAAACAACAGGUGAAAGACAUUCAACACGCCUACAAAUCUAAGAUAGCCAAAUUGGAGAGUGAUCACACUGAAAAAGUGACAGAUCUCUGCAAGAACCAGACACUGAUAAACAAACAGCUGAGCCAAGCACUGGAGCAAUCUUCCAAUUACGUCAAUCAGAUGCAGGAGACGAAGAAGGAGAAUGCUAUAUUGGCGACCACAAACUCGUCUCUGACUGAGAAGGUGGCGCACUUAGAGCGAGAACUUGGGAAGUCACAAGAGCGGUGUGCAGCGGCUGAGCGCAGACUGAUGCGCGAGACGCAGGAAGUGGUGACCAUACAGGAUCAGAUAGACAAGCUUGAGGCACAGCAGGAGGAGGAGAUGAUGAGUAUCGAUGGGGAUGUUUGGUGCCAGAUCAUGUACCAACACGACCAGUGGAUCAUGGAAGACCUCAGGAAUAAUCUGGUGGAGAAGGAAAAAAAGUUAGAGGCUCUUCGCUCUCAGGGUGAUUGUGCCCUGAGAGAUUUUGAGAAAAUGCAGAAUGAGCUGCAACAACGCCGUCAGCAGUUCAACGAGUUAAAAGAUGUCUUCCUUGAUUUUGAAAAAAAGCGUGAUACUGUAGUCAGGGAACAGAGGGAGUUCUACAGCAAGAUGUUAUUGCUGUCGAGCAGAACGAUUCCAAGGGAUAGGUUUUUCAAAAACCUCAUUGAGGAAUGCCAAACGAAGACUGUCAGAAUAGACGAGUUGGAGAAGUCCAUGAGGAGUGCUGACAAAACUAUUGAGGAGGCCAAGAAAAACAACGAGGCUCAGUUAAAAGCCAUGCAAGCCGAGAUGAAGUACACUGCUGGAAAACUCUACGAGUUUGAGAACUUGAUAAAGCUUAAAGAGAUGCAUCUACAAGAAGUCAUCAAAGUAUUUGAACAGGAGAAGAUGCUCAAGAUGUCUGCUGAAGGUUCGCUCAACACGUACAAACUGUUGUUGGAGGAUUUAAAGAAAGAAAACACUGAUAUUCGAGCCAAACUGAACUAUCUUGAAGACUUGCAGAAAAACAGAACGAAUAUAUCACAAGUUACUGAAGAGCUUGCAAAGGAGGCCCAAAAGAGGGAAGAUGCUGAAGGUAAACUGAAGGAUUUGGAAAAAGAUUUCCAAGAUAUAAAGAAUCAACUCAAAUCAAAAUCGGAGAAAGGUUUGCAACAUACAGGAAAACUUAAGGAUACCAAUAAAGAAAUUGAGCAUCUAAGAGACAAGGUCAGAGAUAUGAUGGAUAACAUGAAGUACAUGGAAAGAAUCCUCAUGGAGAGCCAGAAGAGUAAGGAGUCACUGCAGAAAGAUCAUGAGGAACUCUACAACAAGCUCAGGCGAGCUGUCAGGGUGAUGGUGGAGUCAAAGGCAACUCAGGAGUCACUGGAAUUCAAACUAGACCAGCGUAGACAAGUGAUUGAACAACUUCAGAUGAGCUAUGCCAACACUGAGGACCAGCUGGACACUCUGAGGGAUGUGCUACAAGACAUGAGACACGCGAUGGAUACACUUUAUUCAGAAAAGGAAGAACUGAAGGAUCAACUGGCGAACCAUAUGCAUUGUAAAGCAGAGAUGGCCUUGCACCAAGAGCUGAAGAUGUUGCAGAGGGACAAGGUUAUAACGGAAGAACAGAACUCUCGUGAGAAGGAGAUGUUGUUGCACCGCCUGCGAGACAAUGAAGACACAAUGAAGGAGCAACACAAACAUCUUAGAGCAUUCCAGGAGCAACUGGACAGCUUGAACGCACAACUGAGGGAGGCUAAAACACAACUCGCAUCUGAACGUCACAGUCAUACACAACAGGUGUUGGCAGUGCAAGCUGACAAGAAGAAACUGGAGCUCUAUAUUCAAGAGCUGGAACAAAGGUUGGCAUAUGAAACUCGGUUGCGGAUGCAUACUUCAGACGCAGUGUCUUCGCCACCUCCCAGGAAACAAAUUUUCACUUCCUCUGACAGUUAUGAACAACCAAACCGGGAUCAAAACAAAUAUCACUACAGAAAAUAAGCUGAGUUUUUGUACACUUCGAAGUUAACUACCACAUUUACAAAGUAUAUAAAUAAAUUCUGAAAUAAAAAUCAUUAACACUUU
Messenger RNA from Homalodisca vitripennis (glassy-winged sharpshooter), 3399 nucleotides. Its product is annotated as myosin-2 heavy chain-like. The record is from RefSeq and is a predicted model, not a curated record. NCBI's taxonomy places the organism in Eukaryota, Metazoa, Arthropoda, Insecta, Hemiptera, Cicadellidae. The transcript is spliced from 20 exons. The coding region runs from base 154 to 3315 and encodes 1053 amino acids.